UUUUGGGCUUCACUUAUGUUACGCUUGGCAGUUGUCAACCCAAAUUUCGACCCAUCCCGAUAUUAAAACCGUUGAUAUAAACUCAGAAGUCAGUGGUGCCAUAUAUCGACUGAAUUUCCUCCGAUUCUAAAUCUUCCCAACAAGAAAAAGGAAAUGAAAGUGAAAAUUCAUUCCAUUGAUAGAAAAUUCUAAGCCUGAAAAUAAUCGCUGCUAUCAGCUUCUGAGGAGAAGAAUUCUUGAAGAGAAGAUUAAGAAAUGGGGAAAGAUGAGGAUGAGAUGAGGGGGGAAAUAGAGGAGCGGCUGGUUAACGAGGAGUACAAAAUUUGGAAGAAGAAUACUCCAUUUCUUUACGAUCUGGUAAUUACUCAAGCUCUUGAAUGGCCGUCUCUUACAGUAGAGUGGCUGCCGGACCGGGAGGAGCCGCCGGGAAAGGAUUACUCGGUACAGAAGAUGAUUCUCGGGACUCAUACUUCUGAGGACGAACCCAAUUAUCUCAUGCUGGCUCAGGUUCAGCUUCCUUUCGAGGAUGCUGAGAACGACGCUAGACAUUACGAGGAUGACCACUCAAAAUUUGGGGGAUUUGGCUGCGCCGACGGCAAGAUGCAAAUUAUCCAACAAAUUAAUCACGAUGGAGAGGUCAACCGGGCUCGAUAUAUGCCCCAAAACCCAUUUGUUAUUGCCACUAAAACAGUUAGUUCAGAAGUCUAUGUAUUUGAUUAUAGCAAACAUCCAUCUAAGCCCCCUGUAGACAGUGCAUGUAACCCUGAUUUGAGGCUGAGGGGACACAAUAGUGAAGGUUAUGGUUUGUCCUGGAGUCAAUUCAGGCAUGGUCAUUUAUUGAGUGGUUCUGAUGAUGCCCAAAUAUGUUUGUGGGACAUCAAUGCAACUCCCAAAAAUAAGGCUCUAGAUGCAAUGCAGAUAUUUAAGGUUCAUGAAGGAGUUGUCGAAGACGUAGCAUGGCAUCUCAGGCACGAGUACUUGUUUGGUUCAGUUGGGGAUGAUCAGUAUCUGCAUAUAUGGGAUCUCCGUUCUCCAUUAGUCAGCAGGCCUAUUCAAUCUGUAGUUGGUCAUCAAAGUGAGGUAAACUGUUUAGCUUUCAAUCCCUUUAAUGAGUGGGUUGUCGCAACUGGCUCCACUGACAAGACUGUUAAAUUAUUUGAUCUUCGAAAGAUUUCUACUGCACUCCACACCUUUGAUGGUCACAAGGAAGAGGUUUUCCAGGUUGGAUGGAAUCCAAAGAAUGAGACCAUCUUAGCUUCUUGCUGUCUCGGUAGGAGGAUCAUGGUGUGGGAUCUUAGCAGGAUCGAUGAAGAACAGACACCGGAGGAUGCUGAAGAUGGCCCCCCAGAGUUGUUAUUUAUUCAUGGUGGUCACACUAGUAAAAUUUCAGACUUUUCAUGGAACCCCUGUCAAGACUGGGUUGUUGCUAGUGUAGCUGAGGAUAACUUAUUACAAAUUUGGCAGAUGGCUGAGAAUAUCUACCACGAUGAAGAUGAUCUACCUGGGGAUGAUUCUACUAAAGGUUCUUAAUUCUUGAUUUUUCAAUUUAGGCAGUGUCCUUUCAUUAGGUUGUUUCAAUCUUACAAUAUUUUGUUUUAUUUGAUAUUUGUUUGUUUCAAUCUUUCAAUUGUAUGUGAGAGUGAGUAAACAUUUUAUACAAAUGUGUGAGUACAAAUAUCUUUAUCCAGCAAAUGAAUUUGGUCUUAUAAAUAA
Molecule: messenger RNA, 1713 nt
Organism: Olea europaea var. sylvestris
Lineage: Eukaryota; Viridiplantae; Streptophyta; Magnoliopsida; Lamiales; Oleaceae
Product: WD-40 repeat-containing protein MSI1-like
Exons: 6
Coding region: 256-1530 (424 amino acids)
Biological process (GO): regulation of gene expression
Cellular component (GO): nucleus
Molecular function (GO): histone binding
Source: RefSeq, a predicted model, not a curated record